AUGGAUAAGUUGCCGGUAGAGAUUCUGUCGAAAAUCAUCGACCACCUCGCUCCGCGAGAAAAGGUCCAACUUCAAUUUAUAUCAAAAAAGUUCUUUGCUCUCGCCCGUGAUAAUAAUCAAUGGAGAUUACACUGCUAUGAACAAUCAUGGGCUGCUCGGCAGGCUGCCCGCUCUGCUGCCAGACCCUCGGAGAGUGUGAUUGGCGACGCGACUGUUGCAUUGUCAAUAUUAGGGCAGGAGUCGCUACUUGAUAUCAUCCAGCCCUCUGUUCCACUAGCGAGCGAAGACUCUGAGGAUACCCGGGAAGUGUCUCGGAGUGAGAGGGCGAGGGCUGCAGCGGAAUGGGACUCGUCAGCUGAGGGGGAGCAUGUGGAUUGGUAUUCGGAAUAUAUUGCUCGCCACGGACCCAUAUCUUUAUCAUGGGUCGAGCAGCCGAUGGUCCGUAAGGGGGAAGGAAAACGAGGGCAGUCCUACGAGGUCAAAGGUAUGGGACUGCUCAAAGACUGGAGUGCAGCCAGACAGAACAAGAUCGUUGCCCCGCUUGAAGAUGGCAGCGUCUGUAUCUGGGAUCUGAAUCAUUCCCACUCAGUUGGCUCUCAAGCAAGUAAAGGCAAGAUUCUUGGAGUCAGCGAGCCUGGAAUUCUCAUGACCAACCUGUCUGGUCGUCGGGAUCGUUCUCCCUCGAAGGCUGCAUUGGAGUUUAUAAAUCUAGGCGAGGGAGUGAGCGUGGAUUCUCUACGACAAAGAGCCUAUCUGGCAAUCGGGAAUGUUCUAAAUGAAGUGGACCUGGAGACAUUAAAAGUGAUUUCGCAGCAGCGCUAUCCCUGGUCGAUUUUUGCCCUCUCCCAGGAGACAGAUUACUCAGUGCCCUUGACAUUAGCCACCACACUCAGUCUACAUAUCUAUGACUCCAGGCUGUCGGCUGUCGAAGAAGAAGAGGCAAUCAGCUCGCGAUGCGAGCGGGUAGUCAGCUCGAAUGCCCCCAAACUAGGCAUGUUCGCACACUCUGAUUCACCAUUGUUACAACUCCAAUCCAAUGGACAGCCACCUACUCGUAUACGCAGUCCAGAACCCUCAGAUAAAGGAGCAAAUUACGCACCACUGUUUCAACCUGGCCCUCUUUCCAUCCUGCACCCGCCAGCUCCCCAUGUGAAUACAAUUCUCCUUGCAGGACGUUUCCCCAGCAUCUUAUGCUAUGACCGCCGCUACUUCCCUCGGCUACAGACCACAGUCCAUUCCGGCGGUCGACUAUGUGGUCUCGCCUCAGCACCAGCUCCUCGAUUCCCCGUCUUCUCAGACUCCACCUACCCCGAGUCACAUUCCGUCGUGGCAUGCGGAGAUUAUAACGGACGAGGCUCGCUGGAACUCUAUAAUCUCAAACCAGUCCCGGAAGAAGAUCACAGCCCUUCCAACACGACAUCUAACCUGUACCCAGAAUACAAUAACCGUCAAAGUGCCGCCAGUUCCAAAUUACUUUCAGUGGGAUCGCACGGGAAUCGCAUCGUCUUUUCCGACGCCGAGGGGAACAUCAAGUGGACCGAACGAAAUGGUCGUUCAGAACCCGCAAGGUUCUCCCCCACUGGUGGGAAUCUCACUGGAGACGAGUUACUUAUCUGGACUGGAGAGCGAAUUGGUCGUGUCAAAUUUUCCAUUCCUGAAUUGCUUGAUGAGAAAGAAAUUGAUGAAGACGAUGAAGUGUUUAUGCAUGCGGAAGUCGAUGAAGCUACACGCGAAGAGAUGCGGCAUAGACGGCGUGACGAUUGGGAGAAAGAGCAGGGAUAUGGGGAUUAUAUGCGCCGUACGCUUGAGAGACAGGCGGAUGAGGUCCGAUGGAUGGGCAAUCAAUGGCUUGGCUGA
This is a messenger RNA of Penicillium verrucosum, 1857 nucleotides long. RefSeq lists its product as uncharacterized. The transcript has 3 exons. Gene Ontology annotation, biological process: protein polyubiquitination. Lineage: Eukaryota; Fungi; Ascomycota; Eurotiomycetes; Eurotiales; Aspergillaceae. Bases 1 to 1857 code for a protein of 618 amino acids. The record is from RefSeq and is a predicted model, not a curated record. Gene Ontology annotation, molecular function: protein binding.